CCAGUUUUUUUGUCCAAAAUAAACUUGGAUUUUCCAGAUGCCACCACAAUAGAAAAAUAUUAAACAGCACUAGUGUCUAGUGAAACUUUCCUUUUCCUUGUCUGGCUGUGCGGAGUGAGAUGGUCUAUUAGUAUCACUGUUUCGUUGAUUUGAAAUCUCUUCAAGAGAGUUGUUGAAUUCAAGAUUUUUGGAUUUGGGAGUUUGAUUUAUAGUGGGGGUAGUGUAAAUCUGAUCGGUUUUCUCUGUCUCUAAUUGCUUCAAUUACAUGUUAAUCGUGUAUUUCUUUUGUAUUUCUGAAAUGUGGGACGAAAUUUCUCAUAUGGGUUUUUUCAUCUGCCAGAACAUUUCUCUCUGAUAAAGAUUGAAAUUUUCAGUUUGUGUCUAUUGAUUCAAUCGAUGUGGGAGACUGUGUAUUUCAAUUGUUCCAAGUGGCACUGAUUCUUGCGUCACUAAAAGUGGUAUGGUUUGGAUCUUUUAAUUUCGAGGCAGAUUUUGUGGGAUGUGAGGGAGAAAAGUUUCUUGGUUGUGAAAUUCUUCUUGAUUUAUAUCGUCAAGCCCCUUUGGUUUUGAUAAAGGUCUGCCGAUAUUUUUCCCAAUGACUUUCCUGAAUUGGAUAUUGUUUGUUUGUUUUUUCGGUUUAUCAUUGGCGUUUGAAACGCCGACCCGAAAGUGUAAUCCAAGUGAUUGUUUGGCAUUGAGGGAAUUUGCAGCCCAGCUGGUGAAUGAUUCCAUCAAAUCAACUUGGUCAAAUGAAAUCAAUUGCUGUCAAUGGAAUGGUGUUGUUUGUGAAGAUGGUGGCAACAAGUCAGCCGCAAGUAGAGUAACCGAAUUGAACUUGUCCGGGAAAGGCCUGAGGGGAAAAAUUUCCGAGUUUUUGGGAAAAUUGGAUGGAUUGAAAACGCUCGAUCUUUCACACAACUCUCUGGAAGGUAUAUUGCUGGCGAAUAUCUCUAAUUUGAAGCAGCUGGAAGUUCUUGAUUUAAGCCACAACAUGUUGUCUGGACCAAUACUGGGAGCUCUUGUGGGGUUGAAAAGGAUUCAGUCAGUCAACCUCUCGAGCAAUUCUUUCACUGGAAACUUCACUGAUCUUGGGGUGUUUCCAAGUCUCAUUGCAUUCAACAUAAGUAACAACAUGUUUACUGGUGAAUUUGGCUCCAAAAUCUGCAGUUUCUCCCCCAACAUUCAAGUUCUGGAUUUAUCAUCAAAUCAUUUUUAUGGUAAACUUGAAGGCUUGGAGACUUGCAGUAGCACAUCUCUCCAGCAGUUCCAUGUGGAUUUCAAUACUCUUUCAGGCCAACUUCCAGACUCCUUGUACUUGUUAUCCUCCCUGGAGCAGCUUUCACUCUCAGCCAAUAAUUUCUCUGGCCUGCUAAGCCAUAAACUCAGUAAGCUUUCCAACCUCAAAGCCUUCUUUCUAUGCAGGAACGGAUUUUAUGGUUCUUUUCCUAAUGUUUUUGGGAAUUUAACUCAACUCGAGCAGUUAGUUGCUCAUUCAAAUUCAUUCUCUGGACCACUGCCUUCAACUCUGGCACUCUGCACUAAAUUACGAGUGCUUGAUUUGCGGAACAACACUCUUUCUGGUGCAAUUGAUCUUGAUUUCACUAGAUUGCCUAAUCUCUAUAAUCUUGAUCUUGCAAGUAAUCGUUUUUCUAGUCCCUUGCCAGAAUCAUUAUCUAGUUGCCGGGAAUUAAAGAUUUUGAGUCUUGCCAAGAACAAGUUAACAGGCCAGAUCCCUGAAAGCUAUGCCAAUCUCACAUCUCUUACGUUUCUCUCGUUGUCAAACAACAGCCUUGUAAACUUAUCUGGAGGGUUGUCCGUUUUGAAGCAUUGCAGAAAUCUUAGCAUUCUUAUUCUCACUAAGAAUUUCCAUGGGGAAGAAAUUCCCAAAAAUGUGAGUGGGUUUGAGAGCUUAAUGCUUUUUGCACUUGGAAAUUGUGGCCUGAAUGGUCAAAUACCAGAUUGGUUGUGGAGUUGCACAAAAUUGCGAAUCCUUGACUUGUCCUGGAAUCGUUUGGAUGGCAGUAUCCCUUCCCAGAUUGGUUGGAUGGAGAAUUUGUUCUACCUGGAUUUUUCAAAUAAUUCGCUAACAGGAGAAAUCCCGAAAGGUUUGACUGAGCUGAAGAGCCUUAUGUCUGCCAAUAGCUGUUCAUCCACUCUUAAUGCCUCCACUGGCAUCCCUCUUUUCGUAAAGAGAAAUCAGAGUGCCAGUGGUUUGCAGUACAAUCAAGCUUCAAGUUUCCCUCCAUCUAUAUUGCUGAGCAAUAAUAAACUAAAUGGCUCAAUUUGGCCGGAAAUUGGACAUUUGAGACAGCUCCAUGUCUUGGACUUGAGCAGGAAUAACAUAACUGGAACCAUCCCUAACUCCAUUUCGAAUAUGACAAACCUGGAGACUUUGGAUCUUUCAUACAAUGAUCUUCAUGGAUCAAUUCCUUCAUCAUUUAAUCAGCUCACUUUCCUCUCAAAGUUCAGUGUUGCUAAUAAUCAUCUCGACGGAGCAAUUCCAACGGGGGGCCAAUUCCUUAGCUUUCCCAGCUCAAGCUUUGAGGGUAAUCCUGGACUUUGUGGAAAAAUAAUUUCUCCUUGCAUUGCCAAUAAUGUUGGGUUCCGAACGACAAGCCCACCUACUGCACGUAAGAAAUUUGGUUGGAGCAGCAUACUUGGAAUAACAAUCAGCAUUGGCGUUGGAAUUGCUUUACUCCUGGCCAUUCUUCUGCUUAGGAUAUCGAGAAGAGACACUGGAGUACCAAUUGAAGAUUUGGAUGAUGAAAUCAGCAGGCCACCGAGGUUGUCUGAAGCAUUUGGACCUCCUAAGCUGGUGCUCUUUAAGAAUGCAGACUGUAAGGAUCUUACUAUCGCAGACUUACUGAAGUCAACCAACAGCUUCAACCAAUCAAACAUUAUUGGCUGUGGAGGAUUUGGUCUGGUUUAUAAGGCAGACCUACCUAAUGGUUUGAAAGCUGCAAUCAAGAGGCUUUCUGGGGAUUGUGGGCAGAUGGAACGUGAAUUUCAAGCUGAAGUCGAAGCCCUUUCUAGAGCUCAGCACAAGAACCUUGUUUCUCUUCAAGGAUACUGUCGAUACGGGAACGACAGGUUGUUAAUUUAUUCCUAUAUGGAAAAUGGAAGCUUGGAUUAUUGGUUACAUGAAAGAGUUGAUGGGAGUUCAUUCCUCAGGUGGGAUACCAGGUUGAAAAUAGCUCGAGGGGCGGCCUGUGGAUUAGCUUAUUUGCACAAGGAGCCAAAUAUAAUUCAUCGAGACAUCAAAACCAGCAAUAUUCUUUUGGAUGAGAGAUUUGAAGCUCAUUUGGCUGAUUUCGGGCUCUCAAGAUUACUUUGUCCCUAUGAUACUCAUGUAACAACAGAUUUGGUUGGCACCUUGGGAUAUAUUCCGCCUGAAUACAGUCAGACAUUAACAGCAACGUUCAGAGGUGAUGUUUACAGUUUCGGAGUUGUUCUUCUUGAGCUUCUUACCGGAAGGCGACCUGUUGAAGUUUGCAAGGGAAAGAAUUGCAGGGAUUUGGUGACAUGGGUGUUUCAGAAGAAGUCUGAGAAGAGGGAGGAGGAUAUAUUCGAUUCAUCAAUAGAUAAAGAUUGUGAAAAACAACUUAUGGAAGUGCUCAGUAUAGCUUGUAAAUGCAUAAACCAGGAUCCUAGAAGACGACCAUCCAUUGAUGAAGUUGUUUCAUGGCUAGAUGAGAUUGAGAUAGGACAAACAUAACAAUAAAUUUCAUUUUAUUUGUUUCCUUCUCGAGGAAUUUAGUUUCAUUUUCAUUUGGAAAGCGAAAUACAUAACUGUAAACCAAGAAAACUUCAGUUUACACCAAGAGGGCUGGCAGAGAACUAUGAUCCAAGUGAUUCAAUUUUAUUCUAUAAGUGCUUUGGAUACUGAGUUCUCAUUAUGUAAAUCUCAACCUCCAAAUCGGAUGGCGAAGAAAUGGAAAGUAUUACAUCCUGUUAUUGAUCUGAA
Messenger RNA from Olea europaea var. sylvestris, 3964 nucleotides. Its product is annotated as phytosulfokine receptor 2. Gene Ontology annotation, biological process: hormone-mediated signaling pathway; protein phosphorylation. The transcript has 2 exons. Gene Ontology annotation, molecular function: ATP binding; protein binding; protein kinase activity. Bases 596 to 3715 code for a protein of 1039 amino acids. Gene Ontology annotation, cellular component: plasma membrane. NCBI's taxonomy places the organism in Eukaryota, Viridiplantae, Streptophyta, Magnoliopsida, Lamiales, Oleaceae. The record is from RefSeq and is a predicted model, not a curated record.